Acytostelium subglobosum LB1 is the source of this 981-nucleotide messenger RNA. RefSeq lists its product as hypothetical. The record is from RefSeq and is a predicted model, not a curated record. Gene Ontology annotation, biological process: mitotic spindle assembly checkpoint signaling. Gene Ontology annotation, molecular function: ubiquitin binding. The transcript is spliced from 4 exons. Gene Ontology annotation, cellular component: kinetochore; bub1-bub3 complex; mitotic checkpoint complex. NCBI's taxonomy places the organism in Eukaryota, Evosea, Eumycetozoa, Acytosteliales, Acytosteliaceae. Bases 1 to 981 code for a protein of 326 amino acids.
AUGAGUACAGACUACUUUGAAUUGAUUCUGCCUCCACAAGAUGGCAUCUCAUCAUUGAACUAUAUACCUCAAUCAACACAACUGUUAGUCACAUCAUGGGAUUUGACUGUUAGAUGUUAUGAUACUGCAAGCAACUCACAGAGAUGGCAGUAUAAUCAUGAUGCGGCAGUGUUGGAUGGAUGUGCACCGGACAAGACAAGGGUGUACUCAUCGGAUAUUGAUGGAAUCAUAAAGAUGUAUGAUAUUGGAUCUGGUGUAGCAUCGGACAUUGGCUCACAUACAAAGGGCGUACGAUCACUGGCCUACGACUAUGAGACGUCGGUGCUGUUCAGUGGCAGCUGGGACUCGACGCUCAAGGGCUGGGACACGCGUGCCAAGCACGCCGAGACCAUUUGUCAUCAGCUCGACGCACAGGUCUACACAAUGUCCACCAACAAGAGUUGGCUGGUCGUAGGCACGGCCGACAAGAUGAUCACGAUAUUCGACACAAGAAACAUGAGCCAACCAGUGCAGAAGCGCGAGUCUAGCAUCAAGUUCCAGACACGAUGCAUUCGCACCUUUAUCGAUGGCACUGGCUACGCACUGGCCUCUGUCGAGGGCAGAGUUGGCAUGGAGUACUUUGAUCCACAAGAGCAGGCCGCAAAGAAAUACGCAUUCAAAUGUCAUCGAGCCAAUGAAGGUGGUGUAGAUGUUGUAUAUCCAGUCAAUGUAAUGACAUUCCAUCCAAUAUAUGGAACAUUCGCGACAGGUGGAUGUGAUGGCAAUGUAUACUACUGGGAUGGACAAAACAGGAAGAGACUAUUCCAUCUGAAACACUAUCCAACAUCAAUAUCAGCCAUGUCCUUCAGCUCUGAUGGUACACAAUUGGCAGUAGCAUCAUCCUACACCUAUGAAGAGGGAGAGAAAGACCAUCCAAACGAUCAAAUAUUUAUCCACACUGUUAAUGACAAGAUCAAACCAUUUGAGAAGGCCAAGGAAUGA